This is a messenger RNA of Aspergillus fijiensis CBS 313.89, 450 nucleotides long. RefSeq lists its product as uncharacterized. Bases 1 to 450 code for a protein of 149 amino acids. The record is from RefSeq and is a predicted model, not a curated record. The transcript is spliced from 4 exons. Lineage: Eukaryota; Fungi; Ascomycota; Eurotiomycetes; Eurotiales; Aspergillaceae.
AUGGCUUCCGGAAGCUUGUGCAUCUUGGGGUUUAUGCCGGGGUCCUUUGGGCCCGACGUCGGUACGAGCCAACCAUUACAUCAGACUCAUGUGAGAGUAAUGUUUGCUGCUUUUUCCCGAUACAAGCCAACCAACGUUGGCGAUGCUUGGGCUUUAUGGCGACAUGGGGCUCGUGAAUCCCCGCCGGCGCCUUCGUUCCCUUCCCACCUCAUGCCAGCAGCGCUGGCAGCGCUGGCAGCAGCUCCGGUUGCUCCGCUCCCUCCUCUCCCUCCACUGGUCACUCAGGACCAGCGACUAGAGCUGCAGCAGCCCCCGCAGCAGCCCCCGCAGCAGCCGUCCCAGCCCCUGCAAAAGGGCCAAAGCUUCCUGGGUCGAACCGUGAGCAAGAUCGUCUCAAAGUGGGGCAAUCAGCCGGCCCAGCAGGGGUCAACUGAGAUCUUGGUAAUCUAA